Molecule: messenger RNA, 2595 nt
Organism: Drosophila eugracilis
Lineage: Eukaryota; Metazoa; Arthropoda; Insecta; Diptera; Drosophilidae
Gene: ND-75
Product: NADH-ubiquinone oxidoreductase 75 kDa subunit, mitochondrial
Exons: 6
Coding region: 111-2306 (731 amino acids)
Biological process (GO): ATP synthesis coupled electron transport
Cellular component (GO): membrane
Molecular function (GO): iron-sulfur cluster binding; NADH dehydrogenase (ubiquinone) activity
Source: RefSeq, a predicted model, not a curated record
CAGCUGUCAACGCGACAGUUGGCAACGCGGUCCGACUGUCAAACCAAAAAAAAAGUUGUCUCUCCGCAUUAACAGGAAUUAACAGGAAUAUUUUCCAGCAUUUCGAAAAUAUGAUACGGGCACCGCUAGUCAAGGCGCUGGGCGCUCUGGGCUCGCCCACACAUCAGAUGGCCAGCCGGGCGGUGCGAACUAGCGCCGUGGUGGCCCAGACACCGGCGAAGGCGCCCGAGAAGAUCGAGGUCUUUGUGGACGACAUUCCCGUGCAGGUGUUACCCGGCACCACCGUACUGCAGGCCGCUGCCCAAAUCGGUGUGGAGAUUCCCAGAUUCUGUUAUCAUGAACGACUGGCUGUUGCCGGAAACUGCAGAAUGUGUCUCGUGGAGGUGGAGAAGAGUCCUAAGCCAGUGGCCGCCUGUGCCAUGCCCGUGAUGAAGGGCUGGCGCAUUAAGACCAACUCCGAUCUGACCCGGAAGGCACGCGAGGGCGUUAUGGAGUUCCUGUUGAUGAACCAUCCGCUGGAUUGCCCCAUCUGUGACCAAGGCGGCGAGUGUGAUCUUCAGGAUCAGGCUAUGGCUUUCGGUUCCGACCGAUCCCGAUUCACGGAUAUCAACUACACUGGCAAACGAGCUGUGGAGGACAAGGACAUCGGACCGCUUGUAAAGACCAUCAUGACACGCUGCAUCCACUGCACCCGUUGUGUGCGCUUCGCCUCCGAGAUCGCCGGCGUAGAUGAUUUGGGCACCACUGGCCGUGGCAACGACAUGCAAAUUGGUACCUACGUGGAGAAACUCUUCCUUACCGAACUCUCCGGCAAUGUCAUCGACUUGUGCCCCGUGGGAGCUUUGACCAAUAAGCCAUACAGCUUUGUGGCCCGUCCCUGGGAGAUCCGUAAGGUGAGCAGCAUUGAUGUUCUGGAUGCUGUAGGCAGCAAUAUUGUGGUCAGCACCCGCACCAACGAAGUGCUGCGCAUCCUGCCCCGGGAGAAUGAGGAUGUUAACGAGGAGUGGCUGGCCGACAAGUCCCGCUUCGCCUGCGACGGUCUGAAGCGCCAGCGUUUAGUGGCUCCCAUGGUACGCAUGCCCAACGGCGAAUUGCAAGCCGUGGAGUGGGAGGGCGCCCUCAUCGCCGUGGCUAAGGCUGUCAAGGCAGCUGGUGGACAGAUCGCCGCUAUUUCCGGCCAGUUGGCUGAUCUGGAAGCUCAGGUUGCCCUAAAGGAUCUGCUGAACCGUCUAGGCAGUGAAGUGGUUACCACUGAACAGGGCUUUAUUCAGGGCGGAACCGAUUCCCGUGCCAAUUACCUGUUGAACAGCACCAUCGCCGGCUUGGAGGAGGCCGACGCUGUCCUUCUGGUGGGCACCAAUCCCCGUUACGAGGCUCCCUUGGUCAACACCCGUCUGCGCAAGGCCUAUGUUCACAAUGAACUGCAGAUCGCCUCUAUUGGACCCAAGAUUGAUCUGUCCUACGACCACGAGAACCUCGGCGCUGAUGCCGCAUUGGUCAAGGAUGUAUGCUCCGGAGCGCAUGCCUUCUCCAAGGUUUUGGAGGGUGCCAAGAAGCCGGCCAUCAUUAUUGGAGCUGAUUUGUUGGAGCGUCCCGAUGGUGCCGCCAUCCACGCAACAGUUGCCGAGUACUGCAAGAAGCUAAAGAAACCCAACUGGAACCCCUUCAACGUACUGCAGACAAACGCCGCUCAGGUUGGCGCCUUCGAUGUGGGCUACAAGGCCGGAGCACAGACCGCUCUGAAGGCCCAGCCUAAGGUGCUCUUCCUGCUGAACGCCGAUGCCGGCAAGGUAACACGCGAGCAGCUGCCCAAGGACUGUUUCGUGGUCUAUAUCGGUUCCCACGGUGACAACGGCGCCUCCAUUGCGGAUGCCGUGCUGCCAGGUGCCGCCUACACAGAAAAGCAGGGCAUCUACGUGAACACUGAGGGCAGGCCACAGCAGACACUUCCUGGUGUUUCGCCACCAGGUAUGGCUCGCGAGGAUUGGAAAAUCAUCCGCGCUCUGUCCGAGGUGGUUGGUAAGCCGCUGCCGUACGACAAUUUGGAUGAGCUGCGCAACCGUCUGGAGGAUGUAGCGCCACAUCUUACCCGCCUGGGCCAGUUGGAGCCAGCCGGCGAUGCCGGUUCAGCGGGAGCUAUCAGCAAAUCCAUCGGCGGUGGCCCCAUUGAUGUUAAACUAAAGGAGCUGAAGGACUACUUCAUGACCGAUGCCAUCUCGCGUGCCUCGCCCACCAUGGCCAAGUGCAUAUCGGCAGUAAACAAGCAGCAGCGGGAGAACGAGGGCAAGCAGAGUGUGGCCAUCUAGGCGUCCGCUCACCCUCGCGUCUGAUCUAAACUAAUAACUAAUUGUUUUUUUUAAACUCUGCUCUUCGACCUUUUGCCCCGCACUCCCACAAUUACUAACGGACACAAAGACAGUAGGAUGAGUCGCGAGACGAGCCAGCGCAGGAACGGGAUAAGGAGCAGAUGCAGCAGCUGCAGAGGCGCCAGCGCUGGGGCAGUUGUAAAUGAUAAUGUCUUUGAAGUUGUUCUAAACAAAGAAGUUAUUCAAUACGAGAAAUAAGAAACUAAAAUAAAAAUGUAAUAGAAAAAUA